UUUUUUUGUUAAAAGGUUAUAAUUCUUCAACAUUAAACCGACUUCCAAACUCCUGUAAAUUACAAACGAAGUUCGAGAGAACAAGAAAUCAUUUUCGAAGCUCAUACUCUCUGGAAAUCACCCAGCUCAAAUGAAGGCGUCGAUCAAACGGCCGCCGUCUCCGGAUGCAGAAAUUGAUCGGAAUCGCGAGCCAACCACCGUUCAAGCAACCGUCAAUAUGAAGUUAAUUGAGAGCGAAGAAAAGGAGCGAUUGAAGGAACUGUUGAGAGAAAAGCUUGUUGAAUGUGGCUGGAGAGAUGAGAUGAAAUCCGUUUGCAGGGAGAUUGCGAGGAAGAACGGAAGGAAAAACGUAACUGUGGAUGAACUCGUCGAUGCCAUAACCCCGAAAGGAAGAGCUUCUGUACCUGAUUCGGUAAAAGCAGAUAUGUUGCAUCGGAUUCGCUCGAUUGUUGGAUCAACUUCUCUUUGAUGCGGCGCAACAUUUACAUUCGACAAUUUACGAAGAGAUGCAUUGACGACAAAUUAGAUGAAAGACACAUCAGCUCCUAUUAGAAUUCAUUUUUUGGAGAAAUAUUGAAAAAUGCCAGCUAAUUAACAUGGUGUUGGCCUUGUUGAUUGAGCUGAUGUUACUAAAUAGUCAUAAUUCAUUUACCAACUUAUUUUUCCCUUUCAUUUAAGCUUUGAUUACUUAUAAUUAGGAUGUCAUAUAUUUUCCUUUUAAGACUUUAUAAUAAUAUGAGAGGUUACUAUAUUUUCUUAAUU
Messenger RNA from Erythranthe guttata (spotted monkey flower), 762 nucleotides. RefSeq lists its product as uncharacterized. Gene Ontology annotation, molecular function: transcription coactivator activity. The record is from RefSeq and is a predicted model, not a curated record. NCBI's taxonomy places the organism in Eukaryota, Viridiplantae, Streptophyta, Magnoliopsida, Lamiales, Phrymaceae. Gene Ontology annotation, cellular component: nuclear pore; SAGA complex. Gene Ontology annotation, biological process: positive regulation of DNA-templated transcription; mRNA export from nucleus.